Messenger RNA from Harmonia axyridis, 886 nucleotides. RefSeq names its product putative lipoyltransferase 2, mitochondrial (gene Lipt2). Gene Ontology annotation, cellular component: mitochondrion. The record is from RefSeq and is a predicted model, not a curated record. Lineage: Eukaryota; Metazoa; Arthropoda; Insecta; Coleoptera; Coccinellidae. The transcript has a single exon. Gene Ontology annotation, molecular function: lipoyl(octanoyl) transferase activity. Gene Ontology annotation, biological process: protein lipoylation. The coding region runs from base 158 to 886 and encodes 242 amino acids.
UUAUUCUGUGACCAGACUAACCUAGCAGCUGGCCUGACUUAAUAUGAUGUAAACAUAUAAGGAAUAAGGAUAUAAAUAAGCACAUAUUCUACUAUUUUAUAAAUGUUGGAUCAUAACAUCUAUUUUUAUUAGAUAAUUAACAGAUGGUGCCCUUGUAAUGUCUCCGCUUAUAAGGGUAAUGAAAUUAGGAACUUUAAGUUACGAAGCAGGUCUCAAAUUGCAAAAUCUUGUGGCAAAAAAUCAUAUACUUGGAAGUGGAGAUUUGAACACAAUACUUCUCUUAGAGCAUACUCCUGUUUAUACAGUUGGGUUGAGAACAGCAAACUAUGACAAGAACAUUGAAAACAAACUGAGAACACUUGGAACAGAGUUUUAUAGGACUAAUAGAGGUGGUUUAAUCACUUAUCAUGGUCCAGGUCAAUUGGUAGCAUAUCCAAUUUUAAAUUUGAAAGAUUUUAAACUGACUAUGAAAAGUUACAUUGUUUACUUAGAGAAAUCCAUUAUAAGUCUUUGCAACUCUUUGAACCUCAAAGCUUAUACCUGUGAACAUACAGGUGUGUGGAUAAAUGAUAGAAAAGUAUGUGCCAUAGGUGUGCAUGGCAGUCGUUACAUUACGACACAUGGAUUAGCUCUAAACUGUUCCAUAGAUGUUCUUAAAGGGUUUGAACAUAUAAUUCCUUGUGGUAUUGAAGGUAAAGGAGUGACCAGCUUAUCUAAAGAACUUAAAAAAAGUUAUAGUGUGAAUGAAGCUGCAGAUGCAUUUUUAAACUUUUUUUGCGAUACAUUCAACUGUACUUACAUUCAUAUGCCAAAAGAAGAAAAUGAUAAUUUGUUAACUGAUCUAUCAUUGAAUAAUAAUAAAAUAAGUUUUCUAUCUUGGGUUUGA